CUCCAAAACAAAAAUUUUAAUUUAAUAAAAUCUGAAAAAUCCCUCCAAAAAUUUCUAAAUUUUCAAAAGUCACUCAAAACUUAAAAAUUUCCGAAAUUGUUCAGUACCAAGCACGUUUCCCUCUCAAAAAUGUUAUUUAUUCCCACAUUGAAUUCCAUUUUCUUCACAAAUCUUCCCUCACAAUUCUCUACCCAGUCUCCUUCUCAAACCCCUUUUCCCAUCAGAUCUCUUUCUUCCUUUCAAACCCCUGAAUUUCUUCCUCUAAGAAGAAAACCCUUUUCUGUUUCUUCCCCUAAUUCUCUAAUGGAGGGUUCUAAAUUAUCUUCUGGUGAAGUUCAUGUAAUUAUUGGCCCUAUGUUUGCUGGGAAAACCACUGCUCUUCUUAGAAGGAUGUUGUCUGAGAAAGAUAUCGGAAGGAACGUGGCGGUUGUCAAAUCAAGCAAGGAUACGAGGUAUGGACUGGACUCUAUUGUGACACAUGAUGGGAAAAAAUUACCAUGCUGGGCUAUGCCGGAUUUGUCAUCAUUCAGAGCAAAGCUUGGAGAUGAGGCUUAUGAGAAGCUGGAUGUGAUAGGGAUUGACGAAGCUCAAUUCUUUGAUGACCUUUAUGAUUUCUGCUCUAAGGCAGCUGAUCAUGAUGGGAAGACCAUAAUUGUUGCAGGACUUGAUGGGGAUUACUUGAGGAGGAGAUUUGGUUCUGUUCUUGAUAUUGUACCACUGGCUGACACUGUAACUAAACUAACAGCUCGAUGUGAGCUCUGUGGAAAACGGGCUUUCUUUACCUUGAGGAAGACAGGGGACACUCAGACAGAACUUGUUGCUGGAUCAGACGUCUACAAGCCAGUAUGUCGACAACAUUAUGUUGAUAGUCCAGUAGUAAUUGAAGCUGCUAGGAUUGUCCUCGACUCUCUAAAGGUUCAGUCUGAUCCACAUGUCGAACCAGUUCCACUAGCUUGUUAAUCUGUUCUAGGACUCCUUAUAGCUGUUUGUAGUUUAGUUUCUGUUUUCCUUUCCUAUGGUCUAUGAGAAUGCAGCUUGUAUUGUGCUUCAUAUGUAUAUAAUCUGGUGUGUGGUAAGUCAAGAGUUUUACGUAAUCCCAUGUCUCAUAUUGUGGCUGAGAUUUACAAGGCUAAGAGUGGAGGCAUCAAGAAUGUUUGGGUUUCAUUUGGUUAACAGUCUAAUAGUAAUAUGUCACUUGCUUGCCUAACU
Papaver somniferum (opium poppy) is the source of this 1209-nucleotide messenger RNA. Its product is annotated as thymidine kinase-like. Bases 130 to 960 code for a protein of 276 amino acids. The transcript is spliced from 4 exons. NCBI's taxonomy places the organism in Eukaryota, Viridiplantae, Streptophyta, Magnoliopsida, Ranunculales, Papaveraceae. Gene Ontology annotation, molecular function: ATP binding; thymidine kinase activity. Gene Ontology annotation, biological process: thymidine metabolic process. The record is from RefSeq and is a predicted model, not a curated record.